Messenger RNA from Cydia strobilella, 993 nucleotides. RefSeq names its product protein takeout-like. The record is from RefSeq and is a predicted model, not a curated record. The transcript has 5 exons. Lineage: Eukaryota; Metazoa; Arthropoda; Insecta; Lepidoptera; Tortricidae. The coding region runs from base 186 to 962 and encodes 258 amino acids.
CGCGCCCGUCGGCGGCCCCUUAGAGCACACGCCCGCCAUCUGCCCAGCGACUCGCCAGCACACACACCACUUCUGCUUCCACUGACGUUACCGACACCUGAAAAUAACGAAAUACAAAGCAGUGAUCUUGUUAUUUUGGAAUAUUACACGCAUUUAAACGUAAUACAUUAUAUGUAAAAAAUAACAUGGCGAGCAACCUCCUGAAGAGCCUGGUUGUGCUGUGCAGCGUGGCCGGCAUGUGCCGCAGCGGGACGGCCGCGGAAAACGACAACUCCCUCACCACUCCGGAGUACAUACUGCCGUGCAGCCGCAGCGACCCGCAGCUGGACUCGUGCGUGAAGCGCUCGUUCAACCACCUGCGGCCGUACCUGGCGCGCGGGCUGCCCGAGCUGGGCGUGCCGGCCGUGGAGCCCCUGCUGAUCGACCGGCUCGUGAUGGCCAACGACGCCGGGCCCGUGCGCGUCACCGCCGCCUUCACCAACAUCACCGUGCUCGGCCCGAGCAACUACACCGUCACUAAGAUAAGAUCCGACCUAAGCAAGCUGCGCAUCGACAUGGGGCUGGUGCUCCCGCGCAUCGAGAUCACGGGCCGCUACGAGGUGUCGGGACAGGUGCUGCUGUUCCCCGUGCGCUCCCAGGGAGACUUCUGGGCUGCAUUCAUCGAUGUAGCCGCCAUCGCAAAGGUGUUCGGUAAGGAGAUCGAGCGAGACAACGUCAAGUACAUGGCGGCUGACCGGCUCCUGGUCGACUUCAAGCUGCGGAACUCCCGAUUCAAAGUGCGGGACACCGUCAAUUAUGGAAGCGUCAUUGGCGAAGCAAUGAACCAGUUUCUGAACAACAACGCGGCGGAGAUCAUCGAGGAGAUGCGACCGGCCGCGAGCGUGUCCAUCGCCAAGCACUUUCAGGCCUUCCUCAACGCCGCCUUCACCAAGGUGCCCCUCGACGUUUGGCUCAAACCUUAAUGAGCGACACAAAAAUGUAAUUAGAACGACA